This is a messenger RNA of Vidua chalybeata, 1916 nucleotides long. RefSeq names its product small nuclear ribonucleoprotein U11/U12 subunit 48 (gene SNRNP48). The transcript has 9 exons. The coding region runs from base 704 to 1675 and encodes 323 amino acids. Gene Ontology annotation, cellular component: U12-type spliceosomal complex; cytosol; nucleoplasm. NCBI's taxonomy places the organism in Eukaryota, Metazoa, Chordata, Aves, Passeriformes, Viduidae. The record is from RefSeq and is a predicted model, not a curated record.
CUUAGUACUCUUUUGAUAAAAUGUGCUAAUGUUAGAGAGUGUACUUCAGUACAGCACAGAUGAAAAUGCAAGGGCAGCUGGGAAGAGUCUUCACAAGUAUUCUUUAUCAUGUGAUGUCAAAGAUCCCCAGGCAAAUGUAGCUAAAGGCACCAAAUCUCUCAAAGGGCUAAAAUCCCAGCUGAGUCUCAAAUUCACUGUGCAGGGAAAGGCUGUAAUCUGCUAACGAAAAGCAGAUGUACAAAAGUCAUUCUGGCAGCUGCAUCUGUCAUGCUGCCUCUCCCCCACCCUGCUUUGAUAGACCCACUCUUCCAUCCAGUCGUGUGCUUUUCAGAGACAACAAAUAGGCAAGCACGAAUGUCAGUCAUGUGAAAUCUAUCCUUUAAGAUAGUCCUUUUUUCCUCAUCCUGCCUUACAGUCUGAUUGAGCCCUAUUGUUCCCUCAGCGAAACGCUCUCAGAAUUAAGGCCAAGUACUGGCCAGGACCCUGGGGUAUCCCUGUCCAGCCAUGCAGCUGCCCCCACACGGACAACGCUCCAUGAGGGGACAAACCCAUCGUGGUUCUGCACUGUAUAUCCUACUCCUCAGCGAUCCUCCCACGAUCCUGCGGCAGGAGCCCGCUGAGGGCCUGCUGUCAUCUCGCACCACAUUCCUCGUGUUCCAAGAGGGAAUUGGGCCUCAGGGCUUGGAUAGCGACAGGGGCGCUGAUGCUCCUCCUGCCCCGCCACGAUCGGGGGAGCGCUUUGGCGGCUCUGGGGCGCCCAGGCAGGCAUGCCCUGCGCCCAGGAGAGCACCCCUCGGUGGAGUGGGUGCUGUGCCCCUACGACGUCCAUCACCGUGUCCCCCGCGCGUCGCUGGAGAGGCACGCGGCGUCCUGCCGGCUCCGCAGGAUGGGAUACUCGGCCGAGGAGGAGGCCGAGAUGUACGACUCCAGCUUUUUCUACGAAAACCUGAAGGUUCCCACCGUCGCCAUGGAUAAAGAUCUACAGUUUCACAUUAUUAAGCAGGGUAGAGCCCAAAGUGCGAAGGAAGGUGCAGGCUACAGUGAAGGUUUAUACUCAUUACUGCCCAUAGAAGUUCCUCAAAACCACAAGCGUUUCACCUGUGACCUGACCCAAGCUGACCGCCUUGCUCUUUAUGAUUACGUUGUUGAGGAGACAAAGAAACAGAGGUCCAGAUCCCAGAUAACAGAAAAUGACAGUGAUCUCUUCGUGGAUUUAGCAGCGAAAAUCACCCAAGAUGAUAGUCAGAAAGGUCCGAAGUCCCAUCUUGAAAUUCUGGCUGAAAUGCGAGAUUACAAAAGGCGGCGGCAGUCAUACAGAGCUAAGAAUGUUCAUAUAACAAAGAAGUCCUACACUGAGGUGAUUCGGGAUGUGAUUGGUGUACAUAUGGAAGAACUCAGCAAUCAGUGGCAGGAGGAGAACAGGUUGGAUAAUGCAGAGAUAUGUGAAGGAGGGAAGUCAAAGUCUUCAGGAAGGGAAGACAGACGGUCAGCUUCAGUGGACUCACGGCAGUCUGGGGGAAGCAGUAAGGAUACAGAGUGCAUGAGACACAGGAGAGACACCAGCAGGAGUCCAAGUAAACGAAGGAGGAGUCGUGAGAGAGGUAAAGACAGAGACUCUCGGAGAAAAAGAGAGAGGGAUGAAGACAAGUAUUACAAUCAUAAAAGAAGAAAGUAGAAACAAGAACCUGAUGAUUUUGUUUGUCAGCUGUUCAAAAUAUAACUUCCACAAGAACUAUUGUUACUGCUGUUUUGCCCAAGACAGUAAAGGUGUGCACAUAAUACUGGUGUUGCAUCAGACCUGUGCUGCUCGGAGACAAAAAAGUGCCACGGUUUGUCAGGAUGGAAGCAGUAUAUUUCAGAUAAUGUGUAAAUUUGAAACAUUUAUACAUCUGUUAAUAAAUUAUAUUGAUCUCUCA